Octopus sinensis (East Asian common octopus) is the source of this 694-nucleotide messenger RNA. RefSeq names its product short-chain collagen C4-like. The transcript is spliced from 3 exons. The coding region runs from base 1 to 606 and encodes 201 amino acids. NCBI's taxonomy places the organism in Eukaryota, Metazoa, Mollusca, Cephalopoda, Octopoda, Octopodidae. The record is from RefSeq and is a predicted model, not a curated record.
AUGCACGUUGUUGGUGACAAUCAGAUGAAUCACGUAGCAGCACGUCGACUACAAAUAACAGUCGACCGAUCACCUUGUCCUCCUUAUUCAAAACUUGUAUAUGACGGUGUGGUUGGUGGACUACAUUUUAACCAUCCUGGUGGCGGAAGUAAUCUCUUGUGCCUACCUAACGACCCCAUUUGGGCCAAUUAUACGACAGAAGUUGAAAAAGGUGGUUACAUUUAUGGUAGUGAAUAUCAAUUAGAUUUAUACCCAACAAAUAAACUCUUUUCUUUUGCUAACGCUGAAUCAAUUCAUCAACACAACGUUCCGUGCGCUGUCUGUUUGACACGACAACCUGCUGUUGUUAUGAUGUUACCAGCCAGGACAAAGUGUUACGCUGGUUGGACAGCUGAGUAUUCGGGAUAUUUGAUGAGCGAGUAUUAUAAUGCAAAGGGCAGACAUGAUUAUGUGUGUGUGGAUUAUGCACCAGAAGCUGAUCCAGCGGGUUACAGAAACGAAGAUGGAGCUCUACUGUAUUUCGUUCAGGCUGCUUGUGGUUCAUUGCCAUGUCCACCGUAUGUCAAUGGUCGAGAAUUAACCUGCGUUGUGUGCAGUAAAUACUGAAUAGAAUUUACAUUCGUUUCUAUAUGAAAAUUUAUGUCGGCGAAUCAUAAAAUAUAAUAUAAUAAAGCAACAUAUACGUUUCUUGUAA